This is a messenger RNA of Parnassius mnemosyne (clouded apollo), 1335 nucleotides long. The record is from the annotation of a GenBank genome assembly. Lineage: Eukaryota; Metazoa; Arthropoda; Insecta; Lepidoptera; Papilionidae.
AUGCCGAAACGAGGAAAAACAUUGAAUAGUCAAUGUCGUGAGCUUGUACUAAAGCUACAGGAUUACUUUGAGCGUGAGUCACAAAAUGGCGGCCCUCCUUUGAUUUCUGUCACUCAAGUGAAAGAUCGGGUUUCACAAGCUCUUGGAAUUGGUGCAAAAACACUAUAUAAUAUAAAUAAAGAAAAAUUUGGUGCUUCUGGAAGUGAAGAUAAUGUUUUACGCCCUCCUAAGAAAAAACGAAGACAAAAGCCCGUGACAGGUGUUGAUGUUUUUGAUGCAGAUGCAAUAAGAAACCACAUAUAUGGUUAUUAUACUAGGAACGAGUUUCCAACUAGACGUUUGCUUUUGGUCUCUUUAAAAGAAGCUGGCUUGUUUAAAGGCGGUAAAACGGCGUUGUCAAAACUAUUGCACGAAAUUGGGUUUGAAUAUAAAAAAACGAAUAAAAGGAAAAUAUUAAUGGAAAGAUUUGAUUUAAUAAUUAAAAGGAGCGAGUUUUUAAGAGAAGCCAGAAAAAUCGAGUCUUGGGACAACGUCGUUUUUGUUGACGAAACAUGGUUAAAUGUGAACCACACUGUGUCACGCUCUUGGACUGACGAAACAAAAGCAUCAACCUCAAAGGUUCCAAUGGGAAAAGGAUCGCGACUGAUAAUUUGUCACGCCGGUUCUGCUGGAAGUGGUUUCUUUGAAAAUGGACUGCUGGCUUUCGCGUCAAAAAGUACUUCCGAUUACCAGGAGGAGAUGGAUACAGACACUUUUACGAAUUGGUUCGAAAAUCAAUUAUUACCCAGCCUGCCAGAGCCUUCUAUCAUAAUAAUGGACAACGCUUCAUAUCACUCGAAACAAGUGAAUAAAGCACCUACUCAGGCCGACAAGAAAGCUGAUCUCGUAGCAUGGCUACACCAAAAUGGAAUUGAAACUACUGCCAAAAUGCUAAAGUCUGACUUAGUAAAGUUGGUACGCGAAAAUAAAACAUCAAGAGUCCGUUAUGAAGUAGAUGAGAUAGCUCUAGCACAUGGACAUCGGGUACUUCGAAUUCCGCCUUAUCACUGCCAGUACAAUGCCAUUGAGCUAAUAUGGGCACGAAUCAAAGGUUACGCAGCUCGUAAUAAUACGACUCCGCCAUUCAGUACUAAUAAAAUGAUGGGUCUAUUAAAAGAUGCUUGCAGCAAAAUAACGAAAGAAGAUUGGGUCAAGGUCGUCGAAAAGACUCGAAAACUAAUAACAGAAGAUUAUGAACGCGAUAUAAGAGUGGACACCAUUAUAGAGAAUGAAAUUGUCAUACAAGUGACUGAUAGCGAUGACAGCUCUGGCGAAUCUGGUUCAGAGUCUGAAUAA